Molecule: messenger RNA, 216 nt
Organism: Aspergillus thermomutatus
Lineage: Eukaryota; Fungi; Ascomycota; Eurotiomycetes; Eurotiales; Aspergillaceae
Exons: 1
Coding region: 1-216 (71 amino acids)
Source: RefSeq, a predicted model, not a curated record
AUGAGCGUCAGGCCGGUGGUCCGUCAAAACGGGCUAGAUAUAAUGCUGUUCCCUAACUCCGAGACCGACGAUGAUGCCGAUGAUGAGCACUUCUACUCGGACGACGAUCACACCGACGAGGAAUAUGUCGUUUCCAGUGACAGUGAUGAUGAUAGUCUCCCCGAGCCUGAUGCCGAGGAUAGGGCCCUUGCUGUCGUUCCCCGAUACCGACGAUGA